AUGAAGUCUUCAAUUAUACUAGGGAUAUACGCUGUGUGUGUAGUCGAGGGACACAUCAUGGGUGUAUCCCCCGAGAAACAACACUUAUAUGAACCCAUUACAGGAUCGAAUGAUGCCGACAAGAAAUGGCGGUGCUUGGGAGAUCCUUCUAUUGUCAUUGACUACAGUCAGAUAAACGACGAUUACUGUGAUUGCCCCGAUGGGUCAGAUGAAAUUGGCACCAAUGCAUGCAAAUUCAACCAGUCCAACAUGUUCUAUUGUGCCAACGAUGGUCACAUUCCUGGGUACAUUGAAAACUUCAAAUUAAAUGAUGGUACUUGUGACUACGACCGAUGUUGCGACGGUUCUGACGAGUACAUAACAGGGAAUUGUCCCAACAAAUGCAAAGAGAUUCAUGACCAGUACGUGAUGUAUGAAGCGCUUAUGGAGGAGAAAGUCCGUCUAGCGGCUUCAACCAAUACCAAACUAAAGCAAGAUGCUAUAGCACUUAAGGACAGAGUCGAGGCAAAGCUCGAGUCGUUUAGGCAGGAAAACGUCAACCUCGUGGACAAACUUACACAACUUGAAGAAGCACAGGCCCAUGGCUUUGUGGGAACGCAAGAGCUCCUGGUCUACGACGAAAUAUCACUGUACACCAAUAAGGUUGCAGAGAAGGCUGCUGAUUUAGAAGCGACUCACGCUUCCACUUCCCAAAGAGCUAAGAAGUUGGAGGCCAUUUUGCAUAACUUACUCACCAACUACAACCCCAAUUUCAAUGAUGCAGCUGUCAAAGAGGCUGUUAACAAGUUUCAAGACUACCUUGCUAAUAAGGAAGAUUCUGAUGACGUGAGUGGUAUCUCUUCCGAUCUCGAGCAGCUCAACGAGUAUGCCAAGACGGUGAUGGUUGGAGAAUCCCAUUACAGUUCCCCUGAAACUUUCGACCACACAGUGCCCACAUUUGGCAACAUGAUUCACUACUACAUCACAAAGAUAUUCCGCUUGUUUGAUGCGGAGGCCGUCGACCAAUUGGUUCUCAAGCACAUCAAGACCCCCGAAGGUUUGGACGUGGAGAUAGACUCCACUAGAAAGGGAAUCAGCACAUUGAACAAAAACAUCGAAACCCUCGAAGCUGAUUUGGCAGCUGACUAUGGCCCUGAUGACAUUCUUCGAGCUUUGGUGGGAAAAUGGGUUAAUACCAACAUAGGAGGCUACGAAUAUAAGGUUGGCUUACUUAACCAGGUAUACCAGGAUGGUAACUUGUUAGGAGUCUAUUCACAUUAUAAAGAUGGGAAACUAUACUACAUCAAUGGCCAUCGGUGCUGGAACGGACCUCUAAGACUGGCAGUGAUUGAGUUUAUCUGUGGUGAUGACCAACAAGUAUUGUCUAUUGCAGAGCCAGAAAAAUGUGAGUACCAUAUCCAAGUGAGUUCUCCGCUUUCAUGUCAAAAGAUGAGCCAAAGUGAUAUCCAGAAGUCUUUCAAGAUUGAUUAUUCCCGUUUAUAG
Molecule: messenger RNA, 1482 nt
Organism: Yamadazyma tenuis ATCC 10573
Lineage: Eukaryota; Fungi; Ascomycota; Pichiomycetes; Serinales; Debaryomycetaceae
Biological process (GO): N-glycan processing
Cellular component (GO): glucosidase II complex
Source: RefSeq, a predicted model, not a curated record